AUUUGAAUAUUUCUCUUUGUUAUAUAUUCCUUGUUUGACAUCAAUGUUGAUGAAAUGGAACAAUAAUUAUUUCGGGUUUAUUUUCAGAACUCUCAGCCAAAAUCAGAUACGUGUACUCGGAGAGUUCGAUCUGCGAUAUUUGGAGCACCUCUAUAAAUUAAAUCUGGCAAGGAAUAAAAUCAGCUUAAUAGAAAGCGGUGCCUUUUCAUGGACGCCCCAUUUACAGGAUCUAGAUUUGAGUGGUAAUGGACUGGCGGAAAUCCGCCCGUCAUUUUUUGACCAGCUUCACCACCUUCACAGGCUUAUGCUGUCCUACAACAAUAUCGAGUAUAUUGAAGCUGGUUCGUUUGCAAGCAUGAACGAACUAAACAUAUUGAGCCUGUCGCAUAACAAGAUACCCGGUCUCAUGAAAGGAACGUUUGACGGCCUGGGGCAGCUGACAAUGCUGUUUCUGAUGAAGAAUGACAUAGGAACUAUAUCUGAAGGUGCAUUCGACCCGCUGUCGUCCCUGCAAUCGGUAGACAUGACGCUAAAUCCGUUUCGGCAGAUACCCAAGGAGACAUUUACGAAGAUCCACGGACUUAAGUUCAUCUACUUUGAAAAGUUUUACAUGUGUGCCUAUGUACAAGACGUGGUGUGUACGCCCGAUGGAGAUGGGAUAUCCAGCAAAGACAACCUUCUGGAGAAUGUCGUGCUUAGGAUCAGUGUCUGGGUCGUGGCAGCUCUUGCUUGCGCUGGAAACAUCGUGGUGCUUCUUGGGCGGUUUCUUCUGAAGGAGGACAACCAAAUUCACUCAUUCUUCAUCAAGAACCUUUCUCUGGCCGACAUGCUGAUGGGCAUUUACCUUCUAAUCAUAGGUUCCAGGGAUAAAAUGUACAGAGGUGUAUACAUGUUCCACGAUGAAGACUGGAGGAACAGUUGGGAGUGCAACGUUUCUGGAAUCCUGUCCACAGUCAGCAGUGAGAUGUCUGUGAUGACUCUGACUCUGAUAACAAUGGACCGAUACAUGAGCAUCAUGUAUCCGUUGUCUUUCAGGAAGCGUGGUCUGAAAGUGGCAUACCUUGCCAUGGGGAGUUUGUGGACGAUGGCCAUUCUUAUGGGAGUUAUACCUGUUCUUGGAUUAGACUACUUUGGAAAGUCGUUCUAUAGUGAUAAUGCUGUGUGCAUUCCGUUACAUUUACACGAUCCCCAUGUGAAAGGCUGGGAAUAUUCGGCCAUUCUAAUACUUGGGGUGAACUCGGUGUCUUUUGCUUUCAUCAGUUAUGCCUACGCUGCUAUGUUUCUGUCCAUACAGAGGACAGCAGUUCCUCUUCGGACUACGAGAGAAAGCAGAGACCGGUGUUUGGUCAAGAGGUUCUUCUUCAUUGUUAUUACAGACUUUGCCUGCUGGGUCCCUAUUAUAAUCAUCAAAAUACUUGCUCUUUCUGGUGUAAAGAUCAGCGGUGACCUAUACGCCUGGGUCGUGGUGUUCGUUCUGCCCGUGAACAGUGCCCUCAACCCGCUCCUGUAUACAAUCACCACCAAGCUGUUCAAACAGAAACUCUUCUCCAAGUUUUCUUCCGUUGUGUGGAGACCACAGGUCAAUAAGGAGUCUUCACAGUCUUUGUCCAGUGCCAGGGCAAACCGGACGUCGGUCAGUCAGCGUCAUGUCCUGAAUGACAUGGAGAUGCAGUGCCUUAGGAAUUAUCGUCAUGGAAAUGAAAGAUUGACUGGUCAUAAAAAGAAAUCCAUUUUGAAAAAUAAACUCAUCAAGAAGUGUGACGUAUCAGAGCCUUUAAACGAGGAAGUGAAUGGACAAUUGUCUCCACGAGACGAACCCACAAAACAAACAUCUGUGGCGGGGUCACCCCCUUAG
Haliotis rubra (blacklip abalone) is the source of this 1855-nucleotide messenger RNA. RefSeq names its product G-protein coupled receptor GRL101-like. Gene Ontology annotation, cellular component: membrane. The coding region runs from base 44 to 1855 and encodes 603 amino acids. Gene Ontology annotation, molecular function: G protein-coupled receptor activity; protein binding; protein-hormone receptor activity. The record is from RefSeq and is a predicted model, not a curated record. Gene Ontology annotation, biological process: G protein-coupled receptor signaling pathway. The transcript has 10 exons. Lineage: Eukaryota; Metazoa; Mollusca; Gastropoda; Lepetellida; Haliotidae.